Messenger RNA from Antrostomus carolinensis (chuck-will's-widow), 731 nucleotides. It is a transcript of the gene RALY, whose product is annotated as RALY heterogeneous nuclear ribonucleoprotein. The transcript is spliced from 6 exons. The record is from RefSeq and is a predicted model, not a curated record. The annotation marks the transcript as partial. Gene Ontology annotation, cellular component: nucleus. Lineage: Eukaryota; Metazoa; Chordata; Aves; Caprimulgiformes; Caprimulgidae. Gene Ontology annotation, molecular function: RNA binding.
CGGCUACGACUUUGACUAUGAUUAUUACAGAGACGACUUCUACGACAGGCUCUUUGAGUACCGGGGCCGAGUCUCUCCGGUGCCCAGGGUGGUUCCUGUGAAGCGGCCGCGGGUCACCAUCCCCCUUGUCCGGCGUGUGAAAGCGACUCUCCCCGUCAAGCUCUUCGCCAGAUCGGCUGCCAUCGCCAACAGCUCGGCCAAGUUGAAGCUGAAGUGCAGUGAGCUGCAAACAAUCAAAACUGAGCUGACACAGAUCAAAUCCAACAUUGAUGCUCUCCUGGGCCGGCUGGAGCAGAUCGCUGAAGAGCAGAAGAUGUCCACAGAGGUACGGAAGAAGGCGGAGGGCAGCAAAAGCGAAGUCUUGCAGGAGGACACAGCGUCAGAGGCAGAGGUCACCACGGAGGAGCCGCUGAAUGGGGACGAGGGUGAGGAAGAGGGUCUCGCACGGGAUGAGUGUGAAGAUGAACUGGAGAACAGCCAUUACACAGAUGUGGAGGAUGCCAGACUACAGUAACCAGCCCGGUUGGAACAGCAGUGAGCAACAGUGUGAGGAAAGCACGAGGCUGAACCCUGUCCUGGCCCGUUGAGCAAGACAAGCUGAAUCGAAGUGCUGCUGUCAUCUCCACCUGGCAUUCAAAAGGAGAAACAUGGCCCAACAUCUUCCAUCCAUAUGUAAAGCAAAGACAAACCUCAUCAUCCCAGUGAAUCCCCACUACCCCGUGCAAUGGAUU